GGGAAACACUCAAUUGCUGCUGCUGCAGGCGGGGCAUAUUCCUGAGCUCAGGAAAGUGAAACUAACCCUGUUACACUGCCCAGAGGGAGCCAUGGCCACAGAGGACCCUGUGGAACAUCUCCAGGAUGAAGUUGCUUGUCCCAUCUGUCUGGAGUAUUUUAAGGACCCAGUGAUCAUAGAGUGUGGGCACAAUUUCUGCCGAGCCUGCAUCACCCAGUGCUGGGAGCGAUCGGCUACAGCCGCCUCCUGCCCUCAGUGCAGAGAAACUGUGCAGCAGAGCAACCUCAGGCCCAACAGGCAGCUGGCAAAUAUUGUAGAAAUAGCCAAACGGCUGAGUUUCCGGGCAGCAGAGGGAGCAGGAGGAGAGAGGGUGUCUGGGGAACACCAGGAGGUUCUGAAACUGUUCUGCGAAGAGGAUCAAACCCCCAUCUGUGUGGUGUGCGACAGAUCCCCGACUCACUGCGCUCACAGAGUGGUUCCUGUAGAGAAGGCUGCCCAGGAGUAUAAGGAAAAAAUCCAGGCCCAUUGGAAGACUUUGCGGGAAGAGAGAGAAAAGCUGCUGGGAUUUAAACUGACUGGAGAGGGGAAAAACUGGGAGUAUCUGAAACAGAUACAAGAGGAGAGGCAGAAAAUUGUUUCUGAAUUUCAGCAACUGAGGCAGUUCCUGGAGGAACAGGAGCGACUCCUGCUCGUCUGGCUGGAAAAGCUGGACAAGGAGAUAGUGAAGAUAUGGAAUGAAAAUAACACCAAACUCUCAGAGGAGAUUUCCCGUCUCAGUGAGCUGAUCAGUGAGCUGGAGGGGAAGUAUCAGAAGCCAGCGAGUGAAUUCCUGCCGGAUGUCAGAUGCACCCUGAGGAGGUGUAAGAAGGGGAAGUUCCAGCAGCCAGUGGACAUUUCUCCUGAACUGGAAGUGAGGCUCAACCAUUUCUCCCAGAAAACUGUUGCCCUAAUGGAGAUUCUGAGGAAAUUCAAAGACACUCUGCCGUCUGCACUAGAGACAACAAAAGCGGGAUCCCUAGGAGCGCACACACAAGCGAAUGUGACUCUGGAUCCAGACACGGCUCAUCUCAAUCUUGUCUUGUCUGAGGAUUUGAGAGGUGUAAAGUGGGAAGAAAUACAGCAGGAGCUGCCUGACAACCCUGAGAGAUUUGAUACUGAGCCCUCCGUGCUGGGCUGGGAGGGAUUCACCUCGGGGAGACAUUGCUGGGAGAUGGAGGUGGGAGAUAGGGGAGGUUGGGUUGUGGGGGUGGCCAAAGAGUCUGUGAGGAGGAGGGGAGAGAUCCGCCCCGGAGAGGGGAUCUGGGCUGUGGGGUAUGUAUUGGAUCAGUUCUGGGCUCUUACCUCCCCUGCGACACAUCUGCCCCUGAGUUGGGUCCCCAGCAGGAUCCGGGUUUGUCUGGACUGUGACCAGGGGCAGGUGACAUUUAUCGAUGCUGGUGAUGGGGCCCCGAUCUUCACUUUCCCGCCGGGCUCUGUCCCUGGGGAGAGAAUCCGACCCUGGUUCUGGGUGCUGGGGGUUGGGUCCCGGCUCAGACUGUGUCCCUGAGACACGGGAGCGGCGGAGGCACACGACCAUCUCUAGGGAUGUGUGGGACCUGGGACAACACCCCCUCAACCCCAGCCCUGCCCCCACUCCACCCCUUCCCCCAAACCUCCACCCCACUUCUUCCUGCCCCUGCUCUGCUCACUCCCAUUCCAUCCGUUUCCCGCGUCCCUGCCUCUUUCUGGCUUCCACCCCUCCCCUGGGGGCCCUGAGAUCAGCCUCUCUAGCCUUGGACCUCUCCAUAACCUCCUCCUGCGGACUUUCUGUCGUGCCGUCUCUGUGACCCUGGAGGUUGCGUCAGGUCUCAACUCUGGGCAGUCUCUGGACUGUCAAACCAUAGAGAACAUUCCAUGACCGUGGCAGAGAAGCCGAUCUCAUUGCCCCAGGGACUGUGCAGACUGUUUGCUACCGUCCUCUGCGAUCCAAGGGGACUCUGAGGAUCCUGGGUCAGCCAGUGUCACUGAGGCAUGAGGGGGAACAGCCCCAUGGGAAUGAAAAAAUGGGCUUCUCUAGCCUCAGUCCUCCUAGCACCCAUAACCUGAUUGAUUCCCAUCUACCCAGCCUUCUGGCUCAUCUCUAUGCCCCUGGAGGACCUGUCUACCCAAUGCCGGAUACCUCAUCUCUAUGGCACCUGGAAGCUCCCCCCCCCACCCUUUAAGUUCCAGGGGUGGGAGGGAGAAGAAUUUAAAUUCCCCACCUGUGAUAGUUGAAUUUUGAAGGCAGCCGUGGGAUUUCUUCCCUUUAAUUGGUUGUGGGAACCCAGCACCCGUGAGGAUAGCUGUGUAGGUCACUAUGAUGCCAGCCUGGCCAUUUCAGUAGUAUGUUACUAUCCAGCCGCACACUGGGCCUUGUGCUUUAUAGCAACUUGUAUGUCCAGGACCAGCCUUAGGGAAAAUGGCACCCUGGGUGAACUUGUAUUUUGAGGCCCUUGGCCCCCGUGGACUCCUAGUGCUCCAACCCCUGCACCCCCUCCUCUGGCACCCACGUGGGGACCCUGAUCUGGAUGCCUGGAGCAGCUGGCAUUGUUGCUCGCCCCCCACUCAAACAGUGCAUCUCCACACACCCCUAGGGGCCUGGGGGGGGGAGCAAGGAGCGAUGUUAGGGCUCCCUGCAUCUAGGUCACUUUCCCCCACCUGGGCUGCAUAAGGGGAGGACAGAGAGCAACAGCUCCUGGAGCUCACCUCACAGCACAGCAGAGGGGCUGGGGUGGGAAGAAGUGACCUAGAUGCAUGGAGCACUUGGUAUGGCUCCUUGCUCCCCCCCCCCAGCACACCCACACCCACUGCAGGGGCAUGGAGGAACAUUGGGGGCGGGAGCAGUAUCUGUGCAUCAAUGCCCUCCCCCCCCAUGUUCCUCUGCUGGGAGGAAGAGGGAGAAAACUGCUCCUCACCCACCCCCAGUGCUCCCCUGCUAGCGGGGAGCAGUUUCUGACUCUACACAAGCAGCUUGCACCUCUGCACUGCCGCACAGCACCCCCUAGACCACCAGCCCCCCUAUGAAGUCACCCAGUAGCCCACCCCUAUUCCGGCCCUGGGUAUGCCAGGAAUUGUUCAGCUCUGCGCAGGAGCGAGCUAGGUGGAUCACUUUGCUUCUCAGCUCCCAAACCUGCCUGUGUGAUACAGCAGCAAACAAACUGCGUGUGACAGAUGUUCGCAGUCUGGAACACCUGGAUUUUAUGGCCAACAGAUUAUAAUGGUUUUAAUAUCAUGUGAAUUAUAUAAACUAUUAAAAAAACCCACAAAAAUAUCUAACAAAUGGAACCACUCAAACCUCACUCCCACAGCAGCAGGCUUUGUAGUAUGGUCUUGCCGAUCCCCAGCACGUCCCUACCACUUGAACCCCAGGAGGAAAUGCCAUUAUUUCUGAAGCCAAACACCAGAGUGGGACUUGACACACACUGUGUCAGCAGGUCCACAAAUACUUAUUAGACAGAUUAGAAUAUUAGCGAUCAGAGCUCCAGGGUUCUCCUCUUGGCUCCAUUGUGCAGUGGUGGGUAGUGACAGAUAACCAGAUCGUAUCUAUUUCAUGCAUUCAUCCCAAAAGGCCAUAGAAAUGAGUAGCUAGUGCCUUGGCUUUCCAUAGUGGAGUCCUGAGUUAUCUUCCCAAUUCUACCUGAAGUGCCAUUGUGCAGCAUCCCGAUUAUCUUGUACCCGGGGUGGGGAGGGGGUGUCUGAUACUUCUCUGGUGUGGGAAAGGGGGUUUUUCGUUAGUGAUAAGGGUUGUGAAGUGCAUGGAAAUAUAAAGAACAAAAAGGAGGUGAUAUUUAAACGCGGGGCUUCUAGCUCCUGCUUUGUUGCAUUAUUGUUACCGACUAUUUCCUGGCAGAGGAGUUUCUCACGGGUUCAAAUUUAGGGGCAGGUGAUCCAGGUGACUGCCUGGGAUGCCGGACUUGGGUGGCACUGGGCUCGGGGUGCUGUUAGGGACAAAAGUUUAACAAGGAGGGUGGGGAGACACAUCAAAGACGCAGUUUUACUUUAUGUUAACAAAGUUUUGCUUGUGAAUUUCUGUUCACGUUAUCAGUCGAAAAUAUGGUCCAGAUCUACACAGAUAGGUGAGUGCCUAAACCCCAGAUUUGCGCCUCUGAAUUCCAGUUUUAGGUUGUCCUCCUGCCUUAUCUGGAUGCCUGGCUCUCAUGGAAGCUCCAGCAUGAUCCACAAACCCCCUACAGUUCCUCAUAUCUCCUUGUCAAUUGCUGGAGAUGGUCCAUUUUCAUUAGCACUACAAACAGUUAUUUUCCUCUCCUGCUGAUAAA
Messenger RNA from Gopherus evgoodei (Goodes thornscrub tortoise), 4295 nucleotides. RefSeq names its product zinc finger protein RFP-like. Lineage: Eukaryota; Metazoa; Chordata; Testudines; Testudinidae. The transcript is spliced from 7 exons. Gene Ontology annotation, molecular function: zinc ion binding; protein binding. The coding region runs from base 92 to 1546 and encodes 484 amino acids. The record is from RefSeq and is a predicted model, not a curated record.